AUGGCAGGUAACACGCAAGAUUCAUCACCUCAGUCUUUCUGGGAAGGCUACAAAGAGUUUUGGGGCGAGAGGUUUUCGUUUAUGAGCAAUUAUUCCAACUUCAUCAAGCGUGAUAAACCCCUCACUUCCUGGUCUGACUCUGAUGUUGAGGAAUUCAUCGCUUCUGAUCCUCUUCAUGGACCCGUGGUUACCCGUGGAGGUUGUCAGAGUGCUCACACAGCUGCUAUUGCUGUUCUGUGUGCUGAGAGAGGAAUUACGUCACAUCUGCUUCUACGAGGAGAGCAGCCUGAAAUCUUGACUGGCUAUAACUUGAUGUCUACAAUAUAUGGAAAUGUCACAUAUGUUCCGAGAACUAUGUACGCCAACAGGGAAGAAAUGCUAAAGAACUAUGCUAGGUCAGUGGCCGGAAACAGUGGUGCUUUCCUAUGGUUCAAUGAUAUCAUUCAAGCUUCUUCAACAGGCGAAUUGUCUACUUCUCAAAAUUUUACGAAAAUGGACGCAAGUAGAAGUGAGAGAAACCAUCUUCAAAAGAUUUUAGUUGUCAACGAAGGGGCUGGUGAUUCUGUUGCUCUACUAGGUAUUAUUCGGUUAGUGCAAUACUUAUCACAAAAUCAUUUACUUGGGAAACAAAGAGCCACAAAAUUUGUCGUUGAUGCUGGUACUGGCACAACAGCUAUUGGUAUAGGACUUGCAGCCAUUUUCUUUGGACUUCCGUGGGAGGUACACGCGGUUAUGCUGGCAGAUAAAAUUGAUGGGUACCGAAAGCAGGAAAAGCACUUGAUUGUUGAAUUCAGUAAGCAUUUCAAUGUUGAGUUUCUUGACCACGACGUAAACAAAGAAGAUGCUGGGAUUGUGCAUUGGGUGGAACGUGACCGUCCAAGAAAGUUACAGAUUCAAUUUUGCGCUGCUUACAUUUUCAUCGGGGUUGUUUGCAUUCUUCUUUAUUUUGGAGGUCAAAAGCAAAGAGUUGCAAUUGGAAGAGCAAUUUUGAAAGAUCCAAAAAUAUUACUUCUUGAUGAAGCUACAAGUGCCCUUGAUGCCGAGUGUGCAUGUAUUGAUACUAACUUGUGCAUUUGUAUGUUCUUUUUAAACCUUGGUGAUUUCCUUGUGCAGAAACUAGGGGAAGGUGUGAAAGGGGUGUAUAUCUCGAUAGACGUGGAUUGUCUUGAUCCUGCAUUUGCUCCGGGAGUGUCUCAUAUUGAACCGGGAGGUCUUUCUUUCCGCGAUGUUCUUAACAUCCUACACAAUCUUCAAGGUGAUGUUGUUGCUGGAGACGUCGUUGAACUCAACCCACAACGCGAUACUGUUGAUGGAAUGACUGCUAUGGUAGCUGCUAAGUUGGUCAGAGAAAUGGCUGCAAAGAUUGCAAAAUGA
Molecule: messenger RNA, 1374 nt
Organism: Vicia faba (fava bean)
Lineage: Eukaryota; Viridiplantae; Streptophyta; Magnoliopsida; Fabales; Fabaceae
Source: the annotation of a GenBank genome assembly